Molecule: messenger RNA, 630 nt
Organism: Aegilops tauschii subsp. strangulata
Lineage: Eukaryota; Viridiplantae; Streptophyta; Magnoliopsida; Poales; Poaceae
Source: RefSeq, a predicted model, not a curated record
AUGGGUCUCAAGGAUGAUCUUGACUGGGUUGCACCCCCUCCAAAGAAGUACAAGAAGGUCAAGCGCCUCCUCGUCGCCUCCCCACACCGCGUCGUCUACCCUCCUCCCCGACAGGCCUCCUGGUGCCUCUGCUUCCUACCAGCGCCGCCCCGCCACUACCGCAAGACCCCGACGCCGCCCGCCGCCCGGAGACCUCGCCACCUCGACCUCUUCCCCGUCGUCGACCCCGCCAACCCGUCCCCGUCCUCCUCUCCGCCGGACCACAUCGAGCCUUGCCGCCACCUCUGCUCUCGAACGCCGGUGAGGGUCGUGCCCUUCUCCUCCCCUCCUCCUGUCUCCCUCGUGCACGCGCUCACAGCCACGGCCACGUCCAGCGCACGCGUCGUCCCGCGCGCGCACGUCACCCGCUCCUACGCCCAUCGCGCGCCCGCGAACCCCGCCGCUGCCUCCGGACGCCUCCGUCGCCCCGUCCGCUUCCGCCCCUGGCCCCCUUGCGGUUCCCGCAGUGGCUGCCGCCGCUCGCCGUCCCACCUCCGCCCCCUGGUCGCGCUCCGGCGAACACUCGCCGCGCCCUGGGUCUGCCUUCGGGCGCCCACGCCCGAGCGCCUCCGCCCGGCUCCGCCCGAUUAG